Brachypodium distachyon (stiff brome) is the source of this 1596-nucleotide messenger RNA. RefSeq lists its product as uncharacterized. Lineage: Eukaryota; Viridiplantae; Streptophyta; Magnoliopsida; Poales; Poaceae. The record is from RefSeq and is a predicted model, not a curated record. Bases 104 to 706 code for a protein of 200 amino acids. The transcript is spliced from 5 exons.
UCUUCCUUCUUCCUUCUGCGGACAGGCCUUGGAGCCAAAGGAUGGGGACACGGGGGAAGGGGAGGAGGCGAUUUUAUUCGCCGGAGGCUGCCUUUCCCGUCCGAUGGGUGGUGGUGAUGCCAGUCCAGUGGUUGAAAGUUUUUUGCACCAUCAUGAUCCAUAUGAUGCCGACUACUCCUCCUCCGACAAUUGCAGUCUUGAUAAUAGCUCCAGGGCUGCCUUAUUCACUUUGACUGGUGGGGGGACCAUGAGUUCUAAUGAACUGAGUUCCCGUUCCAAUGAUGUCCCUGUGGGGGUGGGGGUUGAUCUUGAUUUGUUUGGGCAUUGCACGGCCAACACCAGCUGUCUUGAUAGAAGGAAUAUUGUAGAUGGCCGUGGCGCGGAAGGGGCAGGGUUGCAGGUGUGGGCUCAUUACUUGGGGCCGGUGUGGAGCGAGGUGCAAUCUUCAUCGACUUCUCACGGCAUGCCGCACGGCAUCGACUCAACGUCGCCAAAAGGGACGCCUUCAAGCGACAGAUCAUCGUCGACAUGCCCGCUGAUACGCCAUCGCCGACGCUUCAUCGCCAAAGGUAUUCGUCCACGUGGUCUCCAUCAACAAUCUUCAUCAACUAGCCACCGCAACUUCGUCCACACGGAUGGACAUCUCUCGCGUCCUCUGACAGCUCAACUGCAAGACGCAUCAGCAACGACGGCAUACCCACGUUAGCUUCAUCGACGACGGCAUCCUUGCGUCAGCGACACAUACGCUGGCUUGACCGCGUCCGACAUAGAGCAACUGCAUCGACACCGGCAUCACUAUAUUGUGAUAGCCCCUACGCGGUGCACACGGUUCUGCCAAAACCGUUGUGUGCAGUGGGCUACCUCCAAUCUUGGCAAAAUUGGUGGUCUCACCUACGACCGCGUCCUCUAACAUCCGCAAGACGCCCCCGACGGUACCAUGUGUCUUCCACAAGGUGCAAAACGUCCCUGAUUGCAGCUCCGUCAUACACAUCGCGCAAUUUUUUUUUGCGCCUCCGGCUGCAUGCGGCUACAUCCACUACGACGACUACUACUUCGACCACGCCUACCUCGACCACGGCUACAUCAUGAUCGGCUACCUCGACAUCGACUUCUAGGGCUCUACGUCUACAGCGACUCAUCGGCAACAACUCCAGUCAAAGGGUCCGCGUCGUCACUAGCGUCCACGACACUCCUGCUAUGACUGUGGGAGGGAAUAGAGGAGAGACAGGGGACGGCACCAGAAGGGGACGGCAGGCACCGCCCUAGGUGACGGAUCGGUCCAUCAGAGACGCAGUUGAUGAUGGCGAAGCGGAGAAGACGAUGGAAGCACAAGACUUCAAAUCCAGUCGCAAUCGUCCGCUUCGCUCCCGCUACGACUGAGGGGGAAUGUUAGAGAUAUGAUAUGGUUGGGAUUAGAGAUAAGAUAGAAUCGGUUUAAAGGAAUUACUUGUCUUGUACUCCAAGUCUAUCUCCCUCAUUGUACCUCUUGUACUCCAAGUCUAUCUUCCUCAUUGUACCUCUAUAUAUACCCCAUAUGAGGGUCAGAUCAACACAGUAUAUCGUGGAAUACCAAUUAGGCUUCCAAUCCCAUACUUC